Molecule: messenger RNA, 2346 nt
Organism: Purpureocillium lilacinum
Lineage: Eukaryota; Fungi; Ascomycota; Sordariomycetes; Hypocreales; Ophiocordycipitaceae
Source: RefSeq, a predicted model, not a curated record
AUGGAAGACCCAUGGGGCGGCGAUCCGUGGUCGACAACGACGGAUGACGACAACCACGACGGCCGCAGCAAUGCUCUGCAGCCUGCAUCGGCGGCAGCCGUGAAGCUCGACCUGCCCGCUGCGCCGCGGCAGGCGCACUUCGCGGCUGAGGGGAGCAGCAGGGGCGGCAGCCCGCGAAGGGUGUCGCCCGCGCCGUGGGGGAGGGCGCUUGAGGAGGAGGAGGAGGAUGCGUGGGGGGGAUGGAAUGCGGGUGCGGAGAGCCCUGGCUGGGGGAGGAGUCCGGGGCUGAGGCCUGCGGAGGGUGGUGCGGUUGCGAGGGAAGCGUCGCCGGAUCCGUGGGGUGGGUUGGCUGCGGCGAGGGUGGAGGAGGAGGAGGGGAGGACGGCGGACUCGGCCAUCAGUCUUGGGGACGACGGCUCACGACGAUACGAUGCGGAGCGGGAUGGCAAGGCGAGAGGACCGGGCUCUGUUGACGUGCACGCACACGAUAUCUGGGGAGUGGAGGAGGAGAUACCGGCCAAAGACGCGACGAGAUCCGACCACGUCAGCGAACCGGACGAAGCGGUUGAGAAAACGGCGGACUCCGAUGCAUUCGAGGAACCAUCGCCCCGUGAUGAUGAUGGCGUGCAGGAAGCUGUCACACCGGAAGAGCCGCCCGACGUGGAGCGGAAGCCGUCAAAGGUGCAGGAGCUGGUGGAAAUGUUUGAUGGAAUCGCCCACAGAAGCGCAUCUUCUACGGAGCCACCGAGCACGCCUCAACGAGAGCCCACGGAGAUUACAGAGGACAAAGACGCGGCUUUGGAAGUGCCUGGCAUUCAGGUCACAGAGGCGCUCGACACGGAGGCGCCCGACGAGGAGCAUCAGCACGCCAAUCUCGAUAGUCCGGAACACAAGGAAGUCUUGGAGCGGCCCGAAUCAGAGUCGCCGGCCAAAGACGACGACCGGGAACCUCUAUCAGAAACUGAGGAGCGAGCCACCAGCCAUGGCUCAAAACCGAAGCUGGCCCCUGUCCCCUUCCCCAUCGACCUAUCCCAGCUGGACCGACUCUUUCCCUCCACGCCCUCCACGUCCAUCGACCCAGAGCCCAUCCCAGACGUCAUCAUCGGCGACACCUUUUCCAGCGUCUCAGAGCGCAAAGCCUGGUACCGCGUCUCGCGCUUCGGCUCCCUCCGGAAGUACAACGGCGGCGGCGACGACGACGACGGCUACGUGCGCGUCAGUUGGGCCGGCUCGCACGUACGGGACGAGACGCUGCGCAUCGUGCGUCGCUGGAUGGAGGAGGACUCGAUCGGCGGGCGCGUCGUGCUGGGCCGCCGGCUCGGUGCGGGGGGCGCAAACAUGUUCAACUGGGACUCGGAGGCGCCGCCUGUGGAGAUUGGCGAGCUGCUCCGGGCGAAGAAGCAGAAGGGCGCGUCGGCGCGGGCUGGGCAUGGGAGGCAGGCGUCCGAGGUAGUCAAGGGGAGCAUCAUGUCGCCUACCGAACCGGCAUUUGCCUGGAGCAGCAGCUUGCCCUCGUCGCCGCUGGCUGCUCGGCCUCCUGAGCCGAUUCACAGCGAGGAGCAGAAGCCGGAUAGUGGUCCUCACCUUGAGCCGAAGCAGUCGUUGGAGAGGCCGGCGUCAUUACAGUUGCCUCGACCGCCAGAGUCGAUACCAAAGAUCCGGCAGCCCCCAUCCCCGCUGACGCAGACACACCCGAUGGUCCCCGAUACCGCCGCCGAAGAGGAAGAAGAGGACGACGAAUGGGGCGAAAUGGUAUCCUCGCCGACGACCACGCAGCCUGUCUCCUUUGGUGCCUCCUCACUGUCCGCCGCACUGGAGGUGAACGGCUCGGACACGCCCCCCGCUCCUACUCUCGACCAAGCCAGCGUCCUCCCACCUGACGACACCGACAAGUCCACCCUCCUCCAGAGCACGGAGAUCCACAUCAAGGCCGCCCCGACCCGUGCGGACAAAAACGACCCCUGGGCCGCCGACGACUCCGACUCGCACGGCUCCUCCAGCGCCGACGAGUCCCAGCACACCCUCGUCACCACCACCCAGGGCGGCGUGUCGAACAGCGACUUUGACCUCUGGGAGACGACAACGGCGGCGGCGGCGGCGAAGGCCUCGCCAACACACAUCGACGACACACCCAACCCAACUCCAAAACAAGGCACGACUUCCAUCCAAGAGCCCCCGGCGCUGAAAGAGCCACUGCCCUCCACCUCCACCAUCCCUCCGGCCCAGCCGUCCAUAACCUCACCCACUCCACAACAACACCCCACAGGCAUCACCCCCAGCGCAGACCAAGACCUCGUGGCAAACAUCCUACGCAACCUCCCCGACCUAUCCUACAUGCUUCACUAA